Colletotrichum truncatum is the source of this 603-nucleotide messenger RNA. RefSeq lists its product as uncharacterized. Lineage: Eukaryota; Fungi; Ascomycota; Sordariomycetes; Glomerellales; Glomerellaceae. The record is from RefSeq and is a predicted model, not a curated record.
AUGCUCAAAUUGCCGACACUGUCGAGCCGGGUCGCCUACAGUCCCCUAGUGCCAUCCCCACUAAACCCAGACGUCAACGUUGGCGUCGCACCGCAGCGGGACCAGAGGUUGCGUGAGAAAAGGCGACAGCAGAAUCGCGGGGAUGUGAGCCCGACUCAAAGACUGCUCCGUCACAAGGCCGCCAUGGCGUGGAAGUCGGAGGCCCUGACUCGAGAGAGUAGGAUCUACACACGAGAGGAGAUUCUCAGCAUCAUCGCCGAGUGCGAUAUCCAAGACGCCGCCGCGAGGAGUGCUGUCAUCAUGCCUAGCUCUGACCUACAAGAGAAGAAGCAGCCACUCGUGCACAUCCGAGCAGCGCACUGGAAGGAGCACGAUGGCGAGGAGGACGACUUCUUUAGCGAAAUGGAAGAUCUCGUCGACCCGGAAUUAUCAGACGAGAACCCCCGGCAAUGGCCCACACUCGUCCCAAAGCUUCGCAGUCCCUUCUCCAAAGACACGGCAAGACGGGUCGGCCUGGCCAUUGGGCUAAUGUGCAUCUGUGGAUGCCUGCCGGUGCUCCGGGCACAUGGCUUCCACAUAUACCAGGCUUCUGAGGCACCAUAG